Physeter macrocephalus (sperm whale) is the source of this 4348-nucleotide messenger RNA. Its product is annotated as zinc finger protein 764. Gene Ontology annotation, cellular component: nucleoplasm. NCBI's taxonomy places the organism in Eukaryota, Metazoa, Chordata, Mammalia, Artiodactyla, Physeteridae. The coding region runs from base 341 to 1567 and encodes 408 amino acids. Gene Ontology annotation, biological process: regulation of transcription by RNA polymerase II. The transcript has 3 exons. Gene Ontology annotation, molecular function: DNA-binding transcription repressor activity, RNA polymerase II-specific; RNA polymerase II cis-regulatory region sequence-specific DNA binding. The record is from RefSeq and is a predicted model, not a curated record.
GCCGCGGCCAUAUUGGCUGAGGACUCGAAGACAAAGCCACCUGGAGACACCGGGGCGGCGUCAUCUGGGCAGGAUGGCGCGGGAGCGAAGUUCGUGGGGCCGCGUUGCCGCCAUCUCUUAGGAAGGCAUCUUCCAGUUCUGGUUUUCGGUGCACCUUCAGCCACCCGCUCUUAGUGUUCAGCCACCCCCGUGGGCCCUCGAGGGGCCGUUCCUGGUCUCCCGGCCUCACGACGGCGCCCCGACCCUCGGGCCCGGCCAGGGAGCGUUCUGGAUCGCGGAGGCUCCGCGGACCCCGGCGGGUAGGGGGUGGCGCUGGCCCGCCGCCGGGGUGGCACUUACGAUGGCGCCGCCCCCGGCCCCGCUCCCCGCGCGGGAACCUAACGGGGCCGGGCGCCAGGGGGGGACACCCGAGCCCCUCAGCUUCGCGGACGUGGCCGUCUACUUCUCCCCGGAGGAGUGGGGGUGUCUACGGCCCGCGCAGAGGGCCCUGUACCGGGACGUGAUGCGGGAGACCUACGGCCACCUGGGCGCGCUCGGCUUCCGAGGCACCAAGCCAGCCCUCAUCUCCUGGGUGGAGGAAGAGGCCGAACUGUGGGGUCCAGAUGCCCGGGAUCCUGAGACGGGAGAGUGUCUUAGAGAAGCAGACACAGCAGGUUCCAGAGACAAGGAAGAGAAAGGACAAAGAGAAGGGACCGAGACACUGGGGAAGAUCCUUUCUGUGGACGCUCAGCCUCGCGGGCUGACGGCUCUCAAACCCUUUUCUGCUGGGUUUUCUUAUGGUUGGGAGCAGCCAUCGAAGGUGCCUCGCCGGGGUCGCCCACCACUCUGUGCCCAUCCCCCGGUCCCCAGGGCAGACCAGAGGCACGGUUGCUACAUGUGCGGGAAGAGUUUUGCUUGGCGCUCCACCCUGGUGGAGCACCUGUAUACCCACACGGGCGAGAAGCCCUUCAGUUGCCCUGACUGUGGCAAGGGCUUCAGCCAGGCCUCCUCUCUGAGCAAGCACCGGGCCAUCCACCGAGGGGAGCGGCCCCACCGCUGCCCGGACUGUGGCCGGGCCUUCACCCAGCGCUCCGCCCUCACCACCCACCUCCGGGUCCACACGGGCGAGAAGCCCUACAGCUGUGCUGACUGCGGCCGCUGCUUCAGCCAGAGCUCCGCCCUCUACCAGCACCAGCGGGUCCACAGCGGCGAGACCCCCUUCCCGUGCCCAGACUGUGGCCGCGCUUUCGCCCACGCCUCAGACCUCCGGCGCCACGUGCGCACCCACACAGGCGAGAAGCCCUAUCCGUGCCCAGAUUGCGGGCGCUGCUUCCGGCAGAGCUCCGAGAUGGCGGCCCACCGGCGCACCCACAGCGGCGAGCGCCCCUACGCCUGUCCGCAGUGCGGCAGAUGCUUCGGCCAGAAGUCAGCCAUGGCCAAGCACCAGUGGGUCCAUCGGCCCGGGGCAGGGCGGCGCAGGGGCCGGGGUGCCAGUGGGUUGCCUGUGCCCCUGGCCUCUGGCCGAGGGGACCUGGACCCACCCGUGGGCUUCCAGCACUACCCAGAGAUAUUCCAGGAGUGUGGGUGAUGGCCUCAACGGUGACAAGGCAAAGGGCUAGACAUUGUCUGAGGCCCAGGGUGGCCUCAGGGGCCUGAAACUCUGGCAGCUCCGGGGAGGCCACAGAAUUCCCAGCCAGAGCUGGACCUGGGGGAGGAGGACUGUUUCAUCUUAGGCCCUCACGAGCUUCAUCUGCUGAUACCUUGUUCCCUACUGUCCCAGACUCUAGAAGCCCCCUUUGCUGAGUUAGGGCUGAGGUUAGAACCCCCACUAGACUUCCACUGUGGGGAAGAAAAGGCUGUUUCUAAGAGGAUUGAGGUGGAGAACUUUGUUUUACCCACUGACUUUACUGCAGAAGUUAAAAACUGAUGGCCGGGUACUGAAUGUGGUCUCUAGCAGCCUUAAAAAAAAAUUCUUUUUUUUUAGCCCAGCCAGCAUUUUUAAAUGUUAUGAAUUAUUGGUUAAGAUUUAAAAAUCAGGAUAUUUCACACAAAAAACCAGGUUUCUGGCCGCUCUUGAAAAAUCCGAAGAUUUGGCAACUCCACCUGAGCUCCCACAAUACCACAAUUGGUGGGAGCUGAGGGGCAGUUGCCCCUUUGGAUGGAGACCAGGCUCUCCAGUUCAGCAUGCCCGCCACUCCUUAUCACCUCCUGACCAGUGUCACCUGGCACUCAUCAUGGCUGGCAACAUCUCUGGCAAAGCAGGCCCUCUCCAUCUGGCAUUUUUCUACUCAUUUACAUGACCUGUUGGGUUCCUGUAGUCAUUUGAGUUUGCAAACUAGUCUACAGCAUUCAGUUGUUCUUGAAUCAGGGAUUCGGGUAGAGAGCGUAUUUGUGAAAGGGUGGCAGGAGAGAAGUAAAAGGAGGCUUUAUGUUAGAUCUUGGCUCGUAUUGCAUUUUAUGGUUGACAAAGUACUGUCUUGUCCAUCAACUCUUCACCCUCAUAAUUGCCUAUGGAAGGAAGCAUCUUGCUUGGAGAGGACAGCCCAUCAGGAAGAGGCAGUCAGGACUGAAUUUUUUGCCCCAGAUGGAGUGGUGUCUCCACCUCAGCACCACUCAGCUGACCUACACUUCCUGUUUUUGAAGGGGAGGGGCCUGAGAGACCCCUCUAGUACUCCUUGGGCCUCCCUGGGAGCGCCCUAUGGCUCAGGCUUUGCUAUUCUAGGCCCAGCCAGGAGGGCCUCAUCACAUUUUUGAACUGGAAGAGAUCUUAGCUUUUCCAUCCUUUUGCAUUUGGGGGCACUGAGACCGGGGAAAGCUGAGCAACCUGUCCAAGGUCACACAUGGAGUGAGAUGCUAGGAUUCUUUUGUUUCCUGCUGUCUUUACCAUACCACUCCUGAGUUCCUUGCCAGUGUCUCAGCCAGGGUUCUGGAAGCAAUUUCCCACUCCCUGAGAUGACACCCAGGCACUGACCUAGACUAGGGACAGAGCAGCCCAGUGUUAGUGAAGCCCAGGUACAAGAUGAAUGACAAAACAGCCACAUAGCCAACAAGGCAAGGGAGAAACCAGCCUUAGAUGAGAGUUCCAGGGCCAACAAAAUCAAAGCUUGCAUCUUCACUCUCUUUAGGACCUCCAUCACCGACAAAGGGGGACAAGGCCAGGAACACUUGGGGUUAGUAGCCGGAGGGAACUGUACUAUUCGAUAUUCCCAAGCUCUGCACAGAAUCCCUCCCCCCUCACCCUGUGACUCCAUCUACCACUCAUUCCUUUGUGGUCAGGGUCCAGCCUUGUCCAGGUGAUGGAAGCAGCCAGCCACGUGCAGACCCUUUCUUACCUCUGGUCAGGAUGACCCGUCCCCUCAAGUAGGAGUAGCAAGGACUUAUGUCCUCGGUGACCUGUGUGCACUUCCCUUCUGAGAACUCAGCCCUGUGUCUGGCCUUAGGAAGAAACCAGAUUUGUCAACCUAAAACCUCUAAAGGAAGAGGUACAAGACUUGGGGAAAAAACACUGUUCAGGUAAAGUGAUGAACUGACUUGAUUCCAACCUAAUCUUCCAAUCUGACCCCACCAAGAUCUCUCUUAGACUAAACUUCACCAGGAGGAUUGGCUCAUAUGCCACCUGUCACAGGGGGAAUGUGGGAGUAAGGAGAGGCACCUUGGGAGUGAGGAGAGGCACCUUGGCAGUAGUAGCUACCUCUGUACCAGCUUUUAUUCCCCUAGAGAAGCCAGUGGCCAACCCAUCCUUCCCUUGCCCCUCAGCACUGCCUGGGGAAAGCGCAACCUACAGUACCACUUCUCAGGUCAGCCUCAAAGCCAGAUCUGGACCCUGUCUGAGCUUGCCAAUUAAAGGUAUAAUUACUACUUUCUCUGAGUGCUCUGAAGUUUUCAAGACUUGCAUAGGGCCCCCAAACCAGAACCAACUCCUCUGCUUCCUGCCCUGGUGACCCAAUUUUCCCCCCACUUAAUAUUUGAGUAUCAUGGAACGCGUAAGCCUCAGCCUCACCCCCUUCUUAGCUCCUCACUCCUUGGCACGGAUACGUCCCCUAAAGGUAAGGCUCCCUUUUCUCUCCGCUACCACAGGUUUUUGAGGCUCAGCCCCUGAAGCAAUUUAAGCCAGGAAGAGGGUUUUCCUAGGGCUUCAUUGGUGCAUCAGGAGAAAUGCUUGUCUGCACCAGUGAAAACAUAAGCCCCAUCCACAUGGCCAGAGUGAGAGGUCAAGGCCAUGACCACAUGGCCCCUUCCUAGUUUGUCCAAGCCAUGUAAAGGAUAAGUAUUGAUUUGAGCUCCAAAGACCCCUAAAUUUGGGGGAAAUAUUUGUUUAUGUGUAUCUUUCUAGGAACAGUACGUGCAAAGACGUUUAUGACUCAGAAGC